AUGCUUCAUGGUUCAAGAGCUGGAGUGGUCUUGGUGUCUCCCAAAGGCGACAGGAUUAACUAUGUGCUUCAGAUUCACUUUGAUUCCUCCAACAAUGAGGCAGAGUAUGAAGCUCUCCUGUAUGGUCUACGCAUGGCGAUCUCCCUCAGGGUCAGUCGAUUGAUGGUCAAUGGUGACUCGAGUCUAGUGGUGAACCAAGUCAUGAAGGAAUGGGAUAUUUUAAGCCCAACAAUGAUAGGCUACUACAACGCCGUCAGAAAACUGGAGAAGAACUUUGAAGGGCUGGAACUCCACCACAUUCCACGACUCAAGAACCAGGCAGCUGAUGACCUGGCCAAAAUUGGUUCCACUCGGAAGGCAGUCCCAAAGAACAUGUUCGUAGAGCACCUGCACUCGCCCACGAUCAAAGAAUAUCCUUUCAUGGAAGAGCCCCCGCAACCUGUCGCACCAUCUGAUUCGACUGAAGUUGACAUUCCUGCAGUGAUUUACUUGGUCCAGGAGAUUCUUGUGACCACUCCCGAGUGGACCGAACCAUACAUUGCUUACCUGCUCGGGCAAGAACUCCCAGAGAAUGAGGUUGAGGCUCGUCAGAUCGUCCACCGAUCGAAAGCCUUCACUAUCAUGGGUGAUCAACUCUACAAGAAAAACACCUCUGGAGUCACUCAGCAUUGCAUUUCGCUGGAAGAAGGGCAACAGAUCUUGCAGGAGAUUCACUCGGGAACCUGUGGUCACCAUGCUUCCUCUCGGAUGCUAGUCGCCAAGGCAUUCCAGCAGGCUUCUAUUGGCCCCGCGCUAACGAUGAUUCCCGAGACAUAG
Messenger RNA from Aegilops tauschii subsp. strangulata, 816 nucleotides. RefSeq lists its product as uncharacterized. Lineage: Eukaryota; Viridiplantae; Streptophyta; Magnoliopsida; Poales; Poaceae. The record is from RefSeq and is a predicted model, not a curated record. Gene Ontology annotation, molecular function: nucleic acid binding; RNA-DNA hybrid ribonuclease activity.